Messenger RNA from Epithele typhae, 5301 nucleotides. RefSeq lists its product as uncharacterized. The record is from RefSeq and is a predicted model, not a curated record. Gene Ontology annotation, molecular function: FMN binding; zinc ion binding. The coding region runs from base 1 to 5301 and encodes 1766 amino acids. NCBI's taxonomy places the organism in Eukaryota, Fungi, Basidiomycota, Agaricomycetes, Polyporales, Epitheliaceae. The transcript has 23 exons. Gene Ontology annotation, cellular component: endoplasmic reticulum membrane.
AUGGACCCUCUCCCGCUCAUCGCGUUCUCGCUCCGGAUACCGUCGCGCAUGGCCGCCGCGCUCACCUCCGCGUACGCCCUCUCGUCCCUCCAAAUUCUCUCUAUCCGCUACCUCUCCCACUACUUGCGAACGUCAAGACCCCUACCCGCCGCACACAUGGUCGUCAACAUCCUCGCGGCCUCGCAAGCUGCGCUCGCGACCCGCUUCGCGCGCGCCGAUGCAUACCCCCGCCCGUUCGAGGGUGUCCCAUACGACCACACGCUCGACGGGCUGCCCGUCCUCGCCGGCUCUCUUGGUGCGCUCUCGUGCCGCCUCGUUGCGCCGCCGUGGCCGCUGCACGAUGUCGCUGCGCUCGAGGGGUCGGGGAACGCACGGGGGACGUGGGAGGGCGAAGGCGUCGCGUCCGAGCUAUUCGUGGCGGAGGUUGUGCGCGUCGAGCGGACGGGUGGGGAGGGCGGGGGGACGUGCGACCGCUGCUGUACCAUCGGAGAGGAACACUCCAAGUUCGCAUCCAGUACAGACGAGCCCUCACGUUUCAACGCGGGUCGUGAACAUGUUUUAAAAUUCUUUGGCAAAUACACGAAGCUGUCAACGGACAAAAUUGAGAAAGAGGUUCCAUCAUUCUAUCUCAAUUUCCCGUUCCUGUUCAAGUACCUUUCCCCACUCCUUGACCUCAGGGUGUCUGAGGAACGGAAGACUGCUGUCGAAGAACGGCUGAAGAUUUUCCAUGUCAUGAUUCCGCAAUAUGGUGUCGGCCGUAUCACCUUGGGAAGCCAUCUCAAACCUAUCGAGAUCUUUGACGAACUGGGCCUCUUUGGUUUCUUGGGCCUCGUAUUCUUCCCAGAGGGUCAUGAUACGCUGAGCCGCGGGGCUAUCAUGCAGCAUCUCAUGACGAAAUUGUGCAUGGCCUCCUACCUUUCGGGUCCCGGGACCUACUGGACGAAGUUGUUCCGCUCUGCGUCUUCACGCCCCAUGUUAGACAUUACGCAGACCGUUUACGUAGCACCAGUGGCCAACCUUGAGUCUCUCCAAAACAUGGAAGAACGCCAGUUUGUCCUGUGCGGCAUCUCCGAGGAUUUUGAUUGUAUCGGUGGAGAAAGCGCUCCCGCAGAACCUGACCAGCCUUUGUUCCACCCUUGCAAGUGCUCGGGGACAAUUCGAUAUAUUCAUCAAGACUGCUUGAAAGAAUGGCUCACUCACAGCCGGAAGAAGACGUGCGAUGUGUGCAAGUACCCGUACUCGUUCACGAAGGUGUACUCGGAGAACAUGCCGGAACGGCUCCCCAUAUACCUCAUUUUGCGCGAAGUACCCCGUCAAGUAGCCUCCGCAGUCCUCUUCAUCCUACGCACCGCUCUUGUUGCGACCGUAUGGCUUGCAGCGCUCCCCUACGCGACGAUCUGGACGUGGAGGACGUACUUCGCGCUGGGCAAUAUGAUUGCAUGGUGGAUCAGUGCGUUGCCACAACCAGAACCCAUCACAGACUUCUACGGCCGCCCAGUGGUCGCGAAUACAACUGCUAACACUACCACCAACGGUACUGCGAAUUCUACUGAAGCCGUGUCCUUGGAGCAGCUUGUUGCAGCGCAGGAGCCCGUCGCAAGUUCCUUAUUUGCCCACCCUCUCUACCGGUCCAUCUCCUCCGACAUCUUCUCGGGGCAGGUCAUCGCGUCCUUCAUCGUGCUCACGUGCGUAGCGGUCUUUCUCCUGCGCGAAUGGAUCAACCAGAACGCGCGCCCCGGUAUCUUCGACGAAAGGGAUGCCCAGUUCGACGCUGCAGCACCCGAAGCACCCCCAGCAGCAGCUCCCCCGCCCGUCAUUCGCCAGCCUGCGGCACAUCACCUCGAAGCGCCGCGGAUGCCGCGGCCCCCCUCGCCCCCUCCGAUGGUUCCAGACGCAAAUCAUCGCGCGCAGCUUCGUCGCGACCGCGAAAUCCAGGAUCCAGUGCAACCCACCGCGGGCCCUUCCCGCGUCAAGAAGCCGCGGACCAGGGAGUCUCGCCCAGGAUCCGACGACGGAUCAAUAGCGAACCUGCCGCAUUCGAAUAAAGGCAAGGAGAAAGCCCCCCUCCUUUGGAAGCCGCGGAAGGUGCAGCUCAGGGAAGGCUCCAGUGACCGAGGCAUGGGGAACCACAAACCGCGUGCGGUGUCGGCCAAGGCGAGACUGGAGGACUGGGAGAAGAUGCGCGACCCAAUGCACUUCGCCUCGGACAGAGCGAACGACAUCCCUGUCACAGAGUUCACCUUCAGAGCCAACGGUCCCGCGUAUCCGUCCCCGCCUGCCAAGUAUUCAUCAAUCGGUCGUUCUAGGUCUGCCGACCCUCCAGAUGAGCCCCCCAUCGAAGCUCUACCGUUCGCGAUCGUGCCGCGGGCUACCACUUCCACUUCAGUCCCGGCCGGCCCGCCACACCCUGUCUCUCCCGCCUCCUCCAGCAGAACGCACAGUUCGUCAACAUCCCCAGAGCGUUUCUCGAGCCCGCCAGAAGAUGGUGUACUCACUCCUGUCGCCAUGGAGCCACCGCCAUGGACACAGCAGUUCGCUAUCGGAACGAAGCCGCCUGAGGAACCAGCGGCGGUCUCUCCCUCUGGCCUGCGACGCCCUCCCCUUCCUGCAGUCACACUCCCACCUUCUCCCCCACGUCCCUCGGAUCCUGCCGUAACGUCUCUGCAGAAUGUUCGUGGCUCCACGCCCAUGGAGUCGCCCAGUCUUGCUACGUACCGCGCUCCGGAGGAGCUCGGGGCGGAACCGCAGGGCUACUUCGUCCACGAUGACGCCGACGGGGCCGAGCAGGAGUACUUCGAUGAGGAGGAGCACCGUCACUAUUUCCGCGAUCCGGAGGAGGCGGAGGAGGAGGCGGAGGAUGACGAAGAUGACGAUGAGGAUUCGCAACAUUGGCAAGAUGGAGAUAUGGACUUCGCGGAGGUGGGGGACGACGGGGAGGCGGUGCACAUUCUCGAUGAAGUGCAGGGGGACAUGGCCGACGACGAGCUGGACGAAGGGGAAUGGAUGGACGAGGAGGUCGUGCACGAGGAGGAGGCGGUCGCGGAUGCUCCGGAAGUGGGUCAAGCUCAACAGCCGGACAGACCAGCGCCGCAAGAGGGCGUGUUCUGGAUCGACGACAUUGCGGCGUUGCAGAACGUGAACGGACCGGACGGUGGCGAGGGUGGGAAUGGCAGGCGGGAGCGGAGAGGGCCUCGGGUGCAGUUUGACCAGCCGUUCGCUGAGGUUGGGCCUCAAGAAGAUUUUGACCAAGAGGUGAAUGUGGAGGACGACAUGGAUGGCGCUCUUGAAGCCAUCGGUCUGCGCGGACCUUUGGUCAGCGUUCUACAGAACGCAAUCCUGAUGACCAUCAUCCUCGACGCCACCAUUGGCCUAGGUAUAUGGCUGCCCUUCACCAUCGGAAAAUCAACUGCCCUUUUGUCGCUCGCUGAGUUUUCCAGCUCGAUAUCAUUGACGGCGCGUUGCUUGCAGUACAACCGCACUUCCAUCUUCGCAUCCAAAGUCAUGGAUCAGAUCGCCCCAACGCCAGCAGCCUCAGCAGCUGUAUCCGAGGUCCAGUCUACGUCAUCCUCUCUGUACCGUCUGCUGGAGGAAGACACCACCGUCAUGCGCUACGCCGAGCCAUAUUUUCACCCCGAAAGUAAGGAGGCGUGGAUCAGCCUCGCAACUGGAGACACGCCCAACGACAAAAUGUUUGCGGUUCUUCUCGGUUACGCCGUCGUCGGCCUGCUCCUCGCCAUCUACCUCAACAUCCUUACCGUUGGCAGCAUGCGCAGCGCAGGCAGGGCCGUUCGCCAUGCCGUUCGCCAACAACUACUCGUCGUCAAGGUCGCGACGUUCAUCAUCAUCGAGCUCGUCACGUUCCCUCUGGGAUGCGGGGUCAUGCUGGAUAUUUGCACCGUGUGGCUGUUUCCUCAGGGGAGCUUUGGGAUGAGAGCAGCGUUCCUUGUGUACGCUCCAGUAACCGCGGUCUUCUACCACUGGGUCGUGGGCACGAUGUUCAUGUACCAGUUUGCUGUACUCCUGUCUGGCUGUAGGACCAUCAUGCGCCCUGGGGCGAUGUGGUUCAUCAAGGACCCUCAAGACCAGAACUUCCAUCCUAUUCGCGAUAUUCUGGAGCGGCCCACUUUCGUUCAAAUACGCAAGCUCCUCUUCAGCGCAGUUAUUAUUCUUCUACGCAUCGCACUUGGGGCUAGCGCUCACAAACUGUGUAGCGAACCACUCUCGGAAGUCCCCGUGGACCUGAUCAUGCUUCAACUCGUGCUCCCAUACACCAUGGACGAAUUCCACCCUCGUGCUACGUUGCGGAAAUUCGGUACGGGCGUUUGGAGGUACCUCGCCUCUCGUCUCAGGCUGUCGUCGUACAUGUUCGGGGGCCGGUACCCUCUCGAGGAGUUUACGCCGAAAGAGUGGAACUGGCGUUUCCUCGUCGACCAGAACGCUUUGGCUGAAGUCGAGCACACGAUGGACGGCUCCUUCCUCCGUGUCCCGAACAACGACAACGUUGCCCUUGUGAAGGACUCUCCCGCGACUGUCGAGGUCCUUGAAGACGGCACACCUGUGGACGAAGAAGCCAGGAAGCUCAUCGACGCUCAGAACCGAGAGGCACAGAAGAACAAGCGGCAGGUGCACGACGGCUACUCGUUCGUUGUUGGCUUCUACCUCCUUUGGGGCUGCUACCUCUUCGGCGGCGCGGUCGAACGGUUCGACAAGCGCCGGCAGCGGCGUUGGGUCGAGGACGAGGAACGCGGGGACUGGACGUUCUUCGCCGUGAAGCGCGGGCUGCUCUGGCUCUCGCAGGCCGCGUACAUGAUCACCACGCUCGGAAUCGUCCUGCCCACUCUCCUCGGCAUUGUCAUCGAACUCUACAUCGUCCAUCCCAUUCGCCACACUGCACACCCGAACGUGGAGCCGCGCAUCCGGCUCGUAGACAUGUGGGCGCUGGGUGUCAUGUACGCGAAGAUCAUGUUGCGCGUGCUGAACACGCAGCGCCGGCCCGCGGACGGCAUUGUGUACGGCAUAGAACGGAUACACCGUCUCGGGUUCAUGCACAUGGACCCCUUCGCAGCCACGGUGCAGGUAUUCAGGCCCCUCGCCACAGGGCUUCUGGCCAUGAUCCUCUUCCCCGCUGCUCUUGUCUGGGGUGUCACGCGAUUACUGCACCUGCCGGUGGACGAGAACCUCCUUUCAGCCAUCCGCGACCAGGAGUUCCUUGUGGAGAUGCGUCUGCGCAAUCUAGAGCCCGAGAAGGAAGCCCCGCCGCAGACUACUGGCGCGACGGAAGCGGUUGAAGUCGAAGCAUAG